Molecule: messenger RNA, 6311 nt
Organism: Acipenser ruthenus (sterlet)
Lineage: Eukaryota; Metazoa; Chordata; Actinopteri; Acipenseriformes; Acipenseridae
Product: putative Polycomb group protein ASXL2
Exons: 11
Coding region: 2057-6109 (1350 amino acids)
Biological process (GO): positive regulation of transcription by RNA polymerase II; animal organ morphogenesis
Cellular component (GO): PR-DUB complex
Molecular function (GO): DNA binding; chromatin binding; peroxisome proliferator activated receptor binding
Source: RefSeq, a predicted model, not a curated record
GUACUGGAGAAGUAUUCCAACACACCCAUGAGCCAUAAAGAAAUUCUUCAGGUGAUCCAAAGAGAGGGUUUGAAAGAGAUCAGAAGGUAAGAGAAACUGUUGUAUAAACCGUUUUAAAAUAACUCUUCUUAACACACUUUAACUGCAUGGAUUUAAAUUAAAUGUCGCCCAUCACUUAAUAAAUAGAUGAAGACAAUGCGGCACUUGCAGUUCUGUAAGCUUCAAGAAAGAGCAAUUCAUUUGUAGAAUGAUUUUCAAUGCAUGGUGAUGUCUGCCUUGGUAGCUUUAGGUUUUUUUUUUGUUUUUGUUUUUUGCAAAUUAAGAACAUCUUCAGCUUGUGUCUGUAACUAGAGGCUGUCAGCAAUUCUAACAUGAUCUAGCAUGCUUAGCCACUUAGGAUUUUGGAAUUGAAUCUUCAGGCAUCAAAGCUACAACAAGUAUGUGUCUUCUUCCUUUGUUUGAAUCAAGGAAUAAUUGUACUGUUUUUGCAGACUGAGGUACAGUAACCUUUUUUCCUCCCUUUCUUCAUUGUUAUUUUCCAGGGCUGUUUACUCAGGAGUGGUGCUUGUGUGUGUGUGUGUGUUUCUGUAAGCCCAAACAUUCUACCAUUUUACACACACACAGAUAUGUUAUUCUGACAUGUUUACAUUAUGAAGAAAAAUAUAGCAGAUUAUUUUAACUACUGUAUGUAAUUUGACUCAAAGGGAAAGGAUACAUCUGAGUCCUGUGACUAGAGGAGAGGUAAUCUAGGAAAUUGAGAGACAGAAUGGAGAGUGAUGCAGAGCAGUUUGCUCCUGAUUCAUUUAGUAUUAAAUAGCAGUUUCAGUGGAGUGUGCCUGGCAAAAACCAGACUGGAGGGGGUUGAGUAGAGACUGUGUUAACAGGAUGUCAGAGCGCUGACGGUGUCCUCGAGAGAGGAACGGGAGGAGGGAGAAAGGACGGUAGUUCCGGAGGGAUGAGGGAUCCAGGGAGGGUUUUUUUUUUUAAGAUGGGGGUGAUGCAGGCCUGUUUUGAAGGUAGAGGGGAAACAGCCAGAGAGCAGAGAGGUGUUGAGAAGAGAGGAGAUCAAAGAGAGUAGAGCAGAGGCAGCAGAUCAACAUCAAGUUUCCAAGGGAUCCUGCAAAACAGCAGCAGUAGCACACAAUAACAGCCAGUUAAAUAAAUAAUUGGGGAAAAUAACGGGUGUGUCUGCAUUUUCAUUUCCCUUAUGGGCUUGAAAAUUAUAAUGCAGCACUUGCAAAAUUAAUACUCUAAAUAGUCAUUAACACAUUUUUUUUUUAAAGAAAAAAACUCACCCAAUAAACAUACCAAAACAGAAAUAAACUACUGAGACAAUGCAUUAAUCUUAAACUGUUUAUUAUUUGUUUUAGAAUUAUUAUUAGUGGUUUUUUUUUCCUUUCAGAAAAGAACAUUGCACGAAUGACGAUUUGGAGUAAAAACAUCAUUAUUUUUACAGUACUGAAAUGAAAACUGAGAUACUAUAGUACAAUUCAGUUACAAUUGAUAAUUUAUGAAGCAUGCUAUCAAAAUAAGCCACUUAUGUUUCUGUAUUGUUUACCUAAAUACUGUACAGAACUGAGCCUUGUUGGUUGAAUAAUUUUUUAAGGUCAGUGAAGGCUGCAGCUGUUGUCUAAAAUUAGCCAUGACAGUCUUUAAAAAGUACAUGGUGCAGCGGUUUGUGAAAUAAUUACAGGAUAUUACAAACCGGGUUGUGUUGUAUAAAACCUCAAUUCUGUGGAAAGAGCCUUUUAAUACUGCUUUUUGCUUUUUAUAGCAAAAUAAUGUAAAGGGGAAAAAGCAGGGUGAAAGAAUCAAGUGAAUUAAGAAGGACAUACUGUUUCAAAUAACAGGAGAACCAUUUUACACUAUUUCUGUUUUGAUUACCUAAUGGCUUCAAUAAUAAUAGCACAGACACACUGUAAUAAGCACAGUAAAUAUACCCUUAAACUUGAAUGCGGUAUGCUUUCACAGAUAAGAGGUACCUGUGCUUGUUCUGGUAUAAUUGGUUUUCAUUCCUAUUUCUAGUGGGACUUCUCCUCUGGCAUGUUUAAAUGCAAUGCUACACACCAACUCUCGAGGGGAAGAGGGAAUUUUCUACAAAGUACCUGGUCGUAUGGGAGUCUACACAUUGAAGAAGGACAUAUCAGACAGUGCAAAGGAGUUGUCGGAGGAAGGCUCUGAAGAUAGCAGCGACAAUCAUUCAGAUUCACAGAGCACCGAGAACAACAAUAACAGCAACAAAGACAUGAAGAAGAGCAAGUGGAAACGGAAAGUGCCCUCCAAACUCCAAUCGCAGCCUCCAUCACCUCAGUCCAGAUGCCAGUCGCCCUCCAUUACAGCGAGUAAGGUCAUCUCCCCGUCACAGAAACACAGCAAGAAAGCACUCAAACAGGCCCUGAAGCAGCAGCAGCAGAAGAACCAGCGGAGACAGGGAGCAGUGGCUGCUUCCUCGAACCCACGAUUUCUCCUCAAGACCGUCAAAGACAUGGGCGACCAGACGGCUUCCAAAACUGGGUGGGAGGUGAAGCAGUCGGACAGACGAUCGUCCAGCCCUCAGAACUCCACCUCCAGCUCAUCGUCUUCUGUGAAAACAGACCAGUCCUCUUCAGCAGCUGGCAAGAAAACAUCUCAGAGGUCUGACAGACUCAAUGCAAGGCAGCUGAAGCGUUCAAAAUGUGCAGAGAUCGACGUGGAAACUCCAGACUCCAUCUUGGUGAACACCAACUUGCGGGCCUUGAUAAACAAGCACACUUUCUGUGUGUUACCCCCGGAGUGCCAGCAGCGUUUACUGAGCCUUCUGCCAGAGGUGGAUAGGCAGGUGAGUGCUGAUGGAUUGAUGAAGUUGAGCAGCUCGGCCUUAAAUAAUGAAUUCUUUACAUCUGCAGCUCAGUCCUGGAAGGACAGAUUAUCAGAGGGUGAGUUCACACCAGAGAUGCGACUGAGAAUACGACAGGAGAUUGAAAAAGAAAAGAAGGUGGAGCUGUGGAAGGAACAUUUUUUCGAGAGAUACUAUGGCGAGAAUUCUGGUCUAAGCUUGGAAGAAUCCAAAAUGCUGACAGUAGGCACGAAGAACCCAGAGGCCACCAUACAUCAGCCCACCCCCUCAGCCCCCAGGCAGGCGUCUGCAGUGAAGACAGCGGUGAAGGCUGAGCUCAAGGAGGAACUCAAGGUUAAAAUAGACAAAAAAUCUGCCUCUGAAAUUAAGAAAGAUGACAAGAAAGACUCUGGAGCAAUAGAAAUUUUAAAGACAAAUCCCAGAGAUAAAAUGCUUAAAACAGAGAGGUCACAAGCCAGAGCAGGCCAUGAAAAGACUCCAGAAAGCCAUGUAGUUGAGAAGCCUGUUGUGGCUGAAGCAAAAGCAGUUUCAACACCAGUUAAAGUCAAAACCGAGGAAGAAGCAAAAGACAUAGAGUUCCUGACGACAGACUCACAGGAGCAGGGUGGAUCCAAACUAAAGGUGUCUCCACAGAGCACUAAAAUGCCCAGUCAUGACCAAAUGGAAGUGACCAUGACACCAGUGGACAAACAAGAGGGUGAUAGACUCAGGAAGAUGCCGGAGGCAGAGCAAAUGGAUGUCGCCCAGGCGGGACUGAAGAGAAAGUCCCCUUGUCAGCAGGAGGAGGUGCUGUCAAGCCCUGAGAAGAGGCCCCGGGUGUCAGAGCAGCAGUUAUUUCGGACCCCUCCCAAAAGCCCUCCCAACAGCAGGGAAAACACUCCAGAGCCAAAGGUCCCUCCACUCAAGAUUCCAGUCUCAAGGAUCUUGCAAGCCCCUGCUGGUCAGGUCUCUCCCAGGGCCCCAUUCACAUCCCCAAUCACCAGUCCUGGGCGUACAGGGGCACGCACCUUGGCCGACAUCAAGGCUAAAGCCCAGUUGGCCAGGGCCCAGCGGGCAGCUGCUGCUGCUGCAGCAGCCGCAGCAGCCACAGCUUCAUCUUCGGGGGGUGCCGUGCCGGGCCCUGGGCCAGGGGGAGGAGGUGGCCCUGAGGGGGCCAGUGGCACAGGAGAUGCAGUUAGUGAGUUGGGUACAAGGGGGAUCACAGCGGAUCUGGGAAGAGCUGGAGGAAGGGGAGCUGCGGGAGGGAUUCUUCUUGCCGGUCCAGAGGCCCAGGCCAAGAGCUUAUCCUCCACUGGCUGUGACUCGAGAACACAAUUACAGCAAACCUCCACACCAGAGGCCAGAGCCUGCUAUACUAGCACAGCCUCCAACUCGCUGUCUGCAAGAUCCCCACCAGCCACCACAUCUCCAAUAGGGGAUUCCAGCACAAAGAACACAGCUAGUCCGUUAUCGACUUCAUCGCAGUCAUCAAAGUCUGGCGGAGCAUCCAGUUUCACUUUUAAAGAGCAAUCGAAAUCAGCAGCUUCUGCUCUAGAUGUAACUCAGCCACCAACACAGUCAUCAACAGUACCAGUUACUGAUGAUGGUGAGACAGACACUGACAAAACUGGGAAAGCAGGAAUUACAGAACAAGUUGUUGAUUUGUCUAAGGAAAAAUAUGUAUCUCCUUUAGUACAACAGCCGUCAGCUUCUGUUGUCUCCACGGUGAAGCCCCUUGCCACAGUUUUGUCUCCGCAUUCUAGCAUUGCAGUAACCCUUGAGACUUCAAGCAGCAUUUUCUCCACAGCAUCAAGCCAAAAGACACCAGAGACCCAUCCUGCAGACGGGCCUGUAACCAAGACUAGCUCUUCCAUCCCUGCAAACAACCCACUUGUCACCCAGCUUCUACAAGGAAAAGAAGUCCCCCUUGAGCAAAUACUUCCAAAAAUCCUAACCAGAAUUGAGGUGAAACCCCUUAUCGUGGCCUCGUGUGAUAAAGGGAAGAUGUCUAAUGCUACCACAGUGGUAGUGUCUGUGGCAAACAGCGAGCAUCAAUCCAGAGCCUACCCAGAACUCUAUGGAAAAGCAGUCAACUCACAAAGGCAAUUGUGGCCAAGCCAGGUGAUGAUGGGUAGAAUGGACCUUGCCCAACAACAAAGAGAAAUGCUCAAUAAGACCACACAGCAACAGAUACUGCAGACACUCAUUGAGAGGGCCCAGAGUCAACAUUUUAUCCCAGUGUCACAUCCUUCACAACAGGGGUUCUGCCACUUUGACCUCCCAAUAGAAGAAAAUUCCAGCAGUCAAAGAUUUGCAUUGGGUUUCAUGGGCCGGAAAAGAACCUCCAAGCCCGCCAUGUCAGGCCAUUACCUUCUCAACAUCUCAACUUAUGGGAGAGGUUCUGAGAGCUACAAACGGGCUCAACUGGCCAACACGGAGAACCGUCUGGGAAUGAAUGCCCCCUUUGCUGCCUUGAAGAAGGAAUUCAAAGAGGGUAAUAUGACUGCUGGGGAAAGUGAAGAGCAACACUCAUUUGAAAGAUCUGAUGAUUUGGCAGCAGGCCAGUCUGAACUUUCAGCUGUCAAGAAAGAGCAGCAGAGGCCUCUGGAUGUGGAAAGAAUUGGAGUGAGCCUGAGUAACAUUAAAUCUGAUUCAUUGCUUGACGUCAGUUACAAUCACAGGGUGAAGCUUGAGUCUGCCUUGCUAGAUCAGUUACCAAACAGGGAGGAGGACUCAACCCUGUCACCCAGCAAGGAUGGUGUGGCCAUAGCCAAAGAAAUUGACCAAGAAUCCAAGUCUAGCAUAGCUAACAGUGAAGCUGGCAAUCAUCCGCAGGGUACCUCAGAACUUUAUCAAAUGCCAGUUUCUGCAGGAAACCACCAGCAUCAAGAGUCUAUUCGCCAGCAGAGGAAGUUGUAUGAAAACCAUAGCUCAGAGGUUGGACAUUUUUAUGGUGGGAAAAUCAAUGUGUCUACAUCACAUGCCCUGACUCACAGUUCCAAGGCACCUGGGAACUCCCCAGGCUACAGCCCAGUAUCAAGCAGUGGUGGAAGUGUCAUGUCUUUUUCAGUGACUGUCACAACAAUUCCUGCCAGCCAUACCUUAGACCAUGUCAGUCAUGGGGAAACAACACCAAUGCAGGCUUUCACAGAAGGCUCUGGCAUAGAGGACUCUCCUUCAAACUGUUACUGCAGGCUGAAAGCCAUGAUCAUGUGCAAGGGUUGUGGAGCAUUUUGUCACGAUGACUGCAUUGGCCCUUCCAAACUGUGCGUCUCAUGUCUAGUGGUGCGAUAAGAAAUAAAAAAAAAAUAAACACUGAUUGGUUUUAAUCAGGAUUAUUUAUUGUAAUCUCUUAUUUUAUAUAUAUAUAUAUAUAUAUAUAUAUAUAUAUAAAGAAGACAGCACCUUAUACUAGACUUGAGUCACUUGUGUUUGUGAAUUGUGACAGAUUUUGCACUUAAAGAAUCACAUCGUUAUUGCACAAUAUUUUAUUAAA